CUCCUAACAUGCGGCUGCCGCUACUCGUGUCGGCGGGCGUCCUGCUGGUGGCCCUCCUGCCCUGCCCGCCCUGCAGGGCCCUCCUGCGCCGGGGGCCCGUUCUCGGCAUCCGGCAGGCCCCGCAGGUCCCUCAGCCCUUGGAUUUCUUCCAGCCGCCGUCGCCGCCCUCGCAGCCUCAGCAGCCGCAGCCUCGGCCAGUCCUGCUCCGCAUAGGAGAGGAAUACUUCCUCCGCUUGGGCAACCUCGGCAGGAGCCCCGCAGCCGCGCUCUCGCCCGCCUCCUCGCCCCUCGCCGGCGCCGGCAACGGCGGCCGCCCCUCGCCGGACCAGGCAGCUGGCAACUUUUUCCGUGUGUUGCUGCAGCAGCUGCCGUUGUCUGUGCGCUCUCUCGACAGCCGCGCGAGCCCGGCAGAGAUCGGCGCCGAGGGCGCAUUGGGCGACCACCAGGAGGCACCGGAGAGGGAGAGGCGGUCCGAGGAGCCCCCCAUCUCCCUGGAUCUCACCUUCCACCUUCUGCGGGAAGUGUUGGAAAUGGCCAGGGCCGAGCAGUUAGCGCAGCAAGCCCACAGCAACAGGAAACUGAUGGAGAUCAUUGGGAAAUAAAGCGGUGCAUUUAACCAAAAAGAGUCUGCAUUCAGCACAAA
This is a messenger RNA of Ochotona curzoniae (black-lipped pika), 643 nucleotides long. RefSeq names its product corticotropin releasing hormone (gene CRH). Gene Ontology annotation, cellular component: extracellular region. Bases 9 to 602 code for a protein of 197 amino acids. The record is from RefSeq and is a predicted model, not a curated record. Gene Ontology annotation, biological process: positive regulation of cortisol secretion; negative regulation of glucagon secretion; negative regulation of epinephrine secretion. Gene Ontology annotation, molecular function: corticotropin-releasing hormone activity. Lineage: Eukaryota; Metazoa; Chordata; Mammalia; Lagomorpha; Ochotonidae. The transcript has a single exon.